Cajanus cajan (pigeon pea) is the source of this 1071-nucleotide messenger RNA. RefSeq lists its product as uncharacterized. The record is from RefSeq and is a predicted model, not a curated record. NCBI's taxonomy places the organism in Eukaryota, Viridiplantae, Streptophyta, Magnoliopsida, Fabales, Fabaceae.
UAGAAGUUAGAACACACCAAAGUGACCAAACAUCAAAUUCAUUCCAACUCUUGCAAGAUUCUACUGAUCUUUCACAAUAAGGAUAGUCUUAUCCAUGGAGAAACAACUUAAGCUGAGGAGCAAAAUCUUGAAGGCACUUCCAAAAGCAGUUGCAGCAGUCACUGUGACAUUUCAAAACCCUCCAUUCAGCCCUGGCAGGGACCACAAAUCAAAACCUAUGGUAUCCAUGAUUCCCCACGAAGCUAGAAGAAAGUCACACGAUAGGGGCCAUAAUGGCAUUGAUGAAAUUUAUUCUCAAGAACCCACUUCACCAAAAAUCUCCUGCAUGGGACAGAUCAAACACAAGAAGAAAGCCAAGGGUAAGAGCACGUGCACGUCCAUACCAAAGAAAACGAAGAACGUUGCUAGCAAUACUUCCCGAGACAUAGAGGUAAAGAAGCACGUUUCCACGUUUCAAAAGAUGCUAUUGUUCAAUGGGGCGAAGCCAAAAUCUGAGGGGAGAAAAUCCAACGCUUCUGCUCCCGGAGAUAUUGACAAGGAUGCUGCAGCACGUGCACCGCACGUGAGUCAGAUGAGAAGGUUUUCAAGUGGACGUGACGCUCUUGCUGAUUUUGAUUGGAAGGUGGCGCAAGACGAAGAGGAAAUUGAUUACUAUUCGGAUGAGUACAGAGUGGAGAGUAGUGAUGGUGAAGAAGAGGAAGAGGUUAUGAUUCCUUUCUCUGCACCCAUUUUGGUUGGUCAUGGUCAUGCGUGUGACCUUAAUUUGAAGCCACGAAAAGAAAUCAACCUAUGGAAGAGAAGAACUAUGGCUCCACCUAGGCCUCUCCAAUUAGACAGAGCAAACUGAUUAUUAAUUAGCUUACGAUGAUGAAUAUUUGUUCUUUCAAUUUUUUAAUUCCUUUUGUUUUUUGGUUUUGAAACAUUUUAUGUGCAGAAUCCCAGACAGAUUUAAUUAGAUAGAGCAAAAAAAUGUAAUAUAUAUGAUAAGCAACAUGGUAUAUGGCAUCAAAAUUACGAUUUGUAUGAGUAUCCUACUGGUCCAGUUAUCAAAUGUCAUUCAGGAAAUUCAAA